AUGGGCUCGGACGGCAACGACUGUUCCACAGAGCUUGCAAUCUAUAACCAACUUGAGCGGUAUGAGGUACUCGUGGUAUCUGCAUACACGACAGUCACGAUGACAGACACAGAUUACCCAGAUGAUGACAGGGAGGACCGCAGCCCUACUUAUGUAGCCCCCGCAUUAAAGAUGAGCAACGAGAAGCUGACGGUCGACGAAUUGGAAUGUAAGAUCUGUUACCAGAAAUUCAAUACUCAUGGCCGUAAACCCAAGAUUCUGGACUGCCUUCACCGCGUGUGCGCCAGGUGCCUAACAAAGAUACUACUCAUCGGAGGAGGCUCUCCCUCCGUCAGUUGCCCCUUUUGCCGCCAUGACACCGAGCUGCAGGAGGACGCGGUCGGCGGGCUGCCAGAUGACACCAACAUCAUGUCGAAACUUACUGAGAAGGAUAAAGCGCCUUCUAACCCGGACUGCACCGAGGUGGUCUUGACCCCAAAGAACUUGUCUUCUUCUAGUCCUUCUCACGGCUCCUCAAACUGUUUGGUUAUCACGAUAAUGGAGGUACAGAGGGAACCCGGUAGGACGCCCAGUCAGAACACCCUGUCCGACUACUACACGGAACACAGUGUGGACUCGGCUUCGGUGAGCUCGCACGGGCAGAUAGACCCCGACCUUUUCUCCAAACUUUGUAACCACGUCCCGAGGAUCCUGGUUUGGCUUCUUGGCUUUUUCUACUUUGGCUCUCUUCCUCUGGGAAUCUAUUUGCUGGUGAUCCAGAGGGUCACCCUCGGGAUCGUGUGCGUCAGCCUCGUGCCCUCUAGUUUAACCGUGUGUCUCGUGUACGGAUUCUGCCAGUGUCUCUGCCAAGGAAUGUGCGACUGCUCUUCAAGAAGUUGACAACUGCUGCUCGAUUCAAACAAUUAGCCAAGCGUUGGAUAAUUCCUUUGCCUAGUUACACAUUUCCGAAUGCCGCUUUUAAUGGGAGAUACUUCCAAAGCAUUGUAAGUAAGAGUAUUCCAGAACAAUCCAUGUAACAUGCACAUUUCCAUCCAGAUAAUACAUGUCUGUCCUAACACUGUCUUCUUACCCUACCGAAUUCUGCCGGAACGGACCCCGUCGCCUACACAGCUUUAGGCAACAUUAAAUGUGUCAACUAAGACCA
This is a messenger RNA of Spea bombifrons (plains spadefoot toad), 1144 nucleotides long. Its product is annotated as E3 ubiquitin-protein ligase RNF182-like. The coding region runs from base 1 to 879 and encodes 292 amino acids. The record is from RefSeq and is a predicted model, not a curated record. The transcript is spliced from 2 exons. Lineage: Eukaryota; Metazoa; Chordata; Amphibia; Anura; Pelobatidae.